GCAUCGUUACAAGAGUAUCAGACAAAAAUGUUUGAUUGCAAACAUAAAAUUAAUUAUUUAUCUACGACUGAGUUUAAUAAAGUUUCCUAGUUUCCUGAAAAUAAAGUGUGCAUAUUUCCCCAGGUUGAAGUAGUACGUUUCGUGACGUCAUAUUUGGAUGCCCGACUAAAAUGGUGACGUUAAAUGUAAGAGACGUAUUUUUGUCGCAAUAACAUGAAUGAAGGACUAUGACCGACUAAAAUUAUUAAGGCUGGCGUCUAAAAGGUGUAUUUGCGUUUACACACGGAUGAUUUUGCGUCUGUGAUCCAGAAAUCCAUCCUGCUGACGUAAACAGGUAUAUGGGGGUAGGUCAUCAUGCUAAGAGUUGGACACCUGGUAAAGUGCAAUGCCCUGAAGCUCCACUUCCUGAAGCUUCAUGUUGGAAGAGGUUGUUUUGCUGGAAACAGGAAGCCAAUUGCACUUGUUGAUCCCUCAGGCUGUGGUCGUUACUCAUUGAUCAGGGCGGCGUCAGGUGUCGGUGGUAGUGAUGUCACAUCAGGCUGGUAUGAAGGCCUGGCACAUUCGGCUCCGGUACACCUUUGUGAGCACUUUCUUGUUGGCACCCAGCAAUUAACUGGGAUGCCAUGGUGGCUGACUAUUGUUGCAGCAACGUUUUCGGCCAGGACGGUCAUCACCCUGCCCAUUGCAGCAUAUCAGCAGGUCAUUGUCUCCAAGCUUCAAGUGCUGCAGGCUGAGAUAUCAGAUCUGUCAAAGAGACUUAGCUAUGAAAUUUCUGUACGAGCAAAACAGACCGGCUGGACAGAGAAACAGUGCCGGUUUCAGUUCCGGAAGAAUUUAAAGCGGAUUGUGUCUGAACUCUACAUCAGAGAAAACUGUCAUCCGUUUAAAACUAGUGUACUGGUCUGGGUUCAGCUGCCACUUUGGAUCAGCCUAAGUUUGGCCCUCAGGAACCUGAGUAUGGAUCAGUCUGUGGUACAUAGUGAUCUAGCAACAGGGGGCUCUCUCUGGUUCCCUGACCUCACCAUACCUGACUCCACCUGGAUCCUUCCAGUCUGUCUGGGUAUUAUAAACCUGGUUAUUGUAGAGUUUUUUGCUCUCCAGAGGAGUCAGGUGACACGAUUUCGACGAAUGGUGUUAUACUUCAUCAGAGGAUUUUCAGUCCUGAUGAUCCCCAUUGCUGCCACAGUCCCCUCAUCCAUGGCGCUUUACUGGUUUGCUUCCAGUAUCAUCGGCUUUGGUCACAACCUCUUUCUUCAUUCUAAAAUAGUUCACAGAUUCCUGAGACUUCAAACUAGUCGAUCAGAUACUCCAUACAGAGACCUGCUCUCAGCCUUUGUUUCUAAAUAUCAGAAAUAAAUGGACACUUUCGAUUGCCAUUGCUACUCACUGUAUACAAAUAGAUAUACAGAUUUACUUCCAUGGAUCUUGUUAAGGAUGUUCUGUGAAAUACUUUACUUUUACAGAAGUAUUUUAAAAUAAA
This is a messenger RNA of Cynoglossus semilaevis (tongue sole), 1480 nucleotides long. RefSeq names its product cytochrome c oxidase assembly factor COX18 (gene cox18). The transcript is spliced from 7 exons. The record is from RefSeq and is a predicted model, not a curated record. Gene Ontology annotation, cellular component: mitochondrial inner membrane. Gene Ontology annotation, molecular function: membrane insertase activity. The coding region runs from base 355 to 1356 and encodes 333 amino acids. Lineage: Eukaryota; Metazoa; Chordata; Actinopteri; Pleuronectiformes; Cynoglossidae. Gene Ontology annotation, biological process: protein insertion into mitochondrial inner membrane from matrix; mitochondrial respiratory chain complex IV assembly.